AUGAUGAUUCUAGCUCUUCCUGCCGACUGCCACUCACAACAGACCACUCAACAUUCAGCGAAGUCUUAUCAACCGCAAAGGUUGGUCAAGGAACAUGUCCUGACUCCAGAGCUAGCUGAUUUCGAAUUGGUAGAUACUCUAGGAACUGGCACUUUUGGAAGAGUCAUGCUCGCCAAACACAUCAGCACCGGUAACUUCUUUGCUAUGAAGAUACUCAGGAAGACUGAAGUUGUCAGGCUAAAGCAAGUCGAACACAUUUGCUCUGAAAAAGCAAUCCUGUCCAGAAUACACCACCCAUUUAUAGUCAAUCUAUAUUGCACCUUCCAAGACAGCAUCAACCUCUUUAUGCUAUUGGAGUUCGUUCCUGGUGGAGAGCUCUUUUCGCACCUCAGAAGAGCUGGUCGUUUCAGCAACGAUGUGUCGAAAUUCUAUGCUGCUGAAAUCCUACUAGCCUUGGAGACUCUGCAUAGUCAAGACAUUGUGUAUAGGGAUCUAAAGCCUGAAAACCUCUUGCUGGAUGAGAAGGGACAUAUAAAAAUAACAGAUUUUGGAUUUGCGAAAGUGGUGGAUGAUAGGACCUGGACUCUUUGUGGAACUCCAGAGUACUUGGCCCCUGAGAUCAUUCAAUCUAAAGGACAUGGAAGGGCUGUUGAUUGGUGGGCAUUGGGAAUAUUGAUAUUUGAGAUGCUUGCUGGGUACCCACCAUUCUUUGACGACAACCCUUUUGGUAUCUAUGAAAAGAUUCUGGCCAAUAAGAUAUCUUUUCCUUCGCACUUUGACGCUAAUGCAAAGGACUUGAUCCGCCAUCUCUUGACGCUGGAUCGUUCCAAGAGAUUAGGCAACUUGAGAGGUGGAGCAGAAGACGUGAAAAGACAUAAAUGGUUCAAGGGAGUGGAUUUUGAUGCUGUUUUACAUAAAAGGGUGACCGCCCCAAUUGUUCCCAAAGUUGAAUUUGCUGGGGAUUACAGGAAUUUUGAGAGAUAUCCAGCCGCAGAACACGAAGAAGAAGUCAAGACCGGUGACCCUUAUAGGUCCUUGUUCUCAGACUUUUGA
This is a messenger RNA of Synchytrium microbalum, 1053 nucleotides long. RefSeq lists its product as uncharacterized. Gene Ontology annotation, molecular function: cAMP-dependent protein kinase activity; ATP binding. Gene Ontology annotation, biological process: peptidyl-serine phosphorylation. The record is from RefSeq and is a predicted model, not a curated record. NCBI's taxonomy places the organism in Eukaryota, Fungi, Chytridiomycota, Chytridiomycetes, Synchytriales, Synchytriaceae. The transcript has 6 exons. Gene Ontology annotation, cellular component: cAMP-dependent protein kinase complex; nucleus. Bases 1 to 1053 code for a protein of 350 amino acids.